CUUUGACAACUUGAAAUCAAUUUUGUAUUUGUUUGUAUUUGUAAAUUGUAAUCUAAUUUCCUGUAAUUUUGGGUGGUAAUUCGUUUUAAACAAGGUUUUUAUAACAGAAUAGGUAGCAAUAUAAUUAAUUUAGCAGAAUGGCUCAACGCGAGCGCCGCUCCAAUGCCGGUAAUCGCAUGGCAAAGUUGCUAGACGAAGAGGAAGAAGAUGAUUUCUAUAAAACUACUUACGGUGGUUUUCAAGAGGUAGCCGAGGAUAACGAUUAUGUGCAAGAAAGAGAAGCUGACGAUGUGGUGGAUUCAGAUUUUGACAUUGAUGAAAAUGACGAACCAGUAUCAGACCAGGAAGGGGAGGCUAAAGAAAAGAAAAAAGUCAACACUAAAGCCUACAAGGAUCCUAAUCGAAAGAAAAAAGUAAAAAGACCAGUCACGAAAAAACCUAGGGAACCAAAACCUAAAGAGGAUGAGGAGGAAAAAACAGAACAACUCGACCAAUCAUUAAUUGAUACAUCUAUAGAAAGAAAAUCCAUAAGGCAGAGUACAGCAGUAAAAUCUGCUGAAACCCAACAAAGGAUCAAAAUCAGAUCUGAAUUGAAAAAGAAGAAACCAAAAAAAGUUGAAGAGAGACCACUUACACAAGAAGAGCUGCUAGAAGAAGCUCUUAUAACAGAGAAAGAGAAUCUCAAAAGUUUGGAGAGAUUUGAACAGAUUGAAUUAGAAAAGAAAAAAGUUAGACCAAUUAAAAAAACAAUCACUGGACCCAUUAUUAGAUAUCAUUCAUUUGCUGUCCCCAUAAUAUCAGAAGUGACGCCUGAAGACAAGCCUAGUAUAACACCAAUUGCUGACCUUAAUCUUAGUGACAUCAUAAAAAAUGAAGAUGAUGUACUAACGCCGGGUGAUUUAAGCGAUCCAAGCGUGUCGACGAGUGAACCAAAAACUGAAACGGAGGAACCUGAACGCGACGUGAACAAAAUAGACGUGGACGUGGUCGGACCGGACGAAGAGAUCAGUAUUGAAGAUGUCUCUAUGAAAGAAGAAAAGCAGCCGAAAGUAAAGGAAAACGUGAAAUACUACGAAAGAACUUUACUGUCGUUUGAGAACGACAUUAAGGACGAAGCCUUCAACGCUUGCUUCCCGCAGAAAAAACCGAAACGUCGACGGGAGUUGCUGUGUGCUGUCACAAAGAGGCCAGCGCGUUACAUAGAUCCAAUAACCAAACUGCCGUACCGAAGCGUUGACGCUUUCCGCAUUAUCCGCGAAGCGUACUGCCAGCAGCUAGAAGCGCGGGGAGACCGCAACGACCCUGCUCUCGCCGCGUGGCUCAAAGCGAGGCGAGCGCACGCCGCGUCCUCUUAUGUACAGAUACAUAUUAAGUAAAUGAGCUAAUGACUGAUGUAAUAUAAUAUGUAGAGAUAUUAUCUAGAAAAUUAUUUUAGCUUUAUUCUUUAUCUUUUAAAUGAGUUAGAGCAAGAGAAAACAUGUAUUAGACAUUGUUAUCGAACUAAAAAUUAAUCCAGUAACAGUGUCCAAACUGAUGUACCGAAGCGUAGACGCAUUAUCCGCGAAGUGUACUGCCACCGGCUAGAAGCUACGUGCAUAUUAAAUGAGUUAUUUAGAUGUAUAAUAUAGUAUUACCUAGAAAAUAAUAUUUGCUUUAUUCUUUGUCUUUUAAAUGAAUUUGAGCAAGACAAAACAUAUUUUUGACAUGGUUAUCAAACUCAAAAUUAAUCUAAUAACCAAAGUCAAAAUUGCCGUACCGAAGCGUGAACGCAAACCACAUUAUUCGCGAAGUAUACUGCCAAAUGCUAGAAGCGCGGGGAGCCGGAGUGCAUAUAAAAUGAGCUAAUUAUAUUCAUAUGUCAAUACAUGUUAUAAUAUAGUAGGGAAAAUGUAAUAAUAUAGUAUAAUCUAGAAAGUAAUUUUUGCUUUGUUCUUUGUCUUGAAAAUGAUUACUUACCUUUACCUUCUCAUUUAUAUAUGUAUAUUUAUUAUGUUACUUAUACAAUCUGCUUACCUAUUUACAACUCUAUUUGAAUGUAAUAAGGACGAUAUUUAAUAAAAAAUUGGUUGUUCAUG
Messenger RNA from Maniola jurtina (meadow brown), 2075 nucleotides. It is a transcript of the gene YL-1, whose product is annotated as vacuolar protein sorting-associated protein 72 homolog. Gene Ontology annotation, biological process: chromatin remodeling; regulation of DNA-templated transcription. The record is from RefSeq and is a predicted model, not a curated record. The transcript has 9 exons. The coding region runs from base 138 to 1376 and encodes 412 amino acids. NCBI's taxonomy places the organism in Eukaryota, Metazoa, Arthropoda, Insecta, Lepidoptera, Nymphalidae. Gene Ontology annotation, cellular component: nucleus. Gene Ontology annotation, molecular function: ATP-dependent H2AZ histone chaperone activity.